AUGUGGUGGACCCUCACUGCUGCCAGAUUGUCUCUAGGAAGUGAAUACCUUGGUCUGAGGAGGCCACUCUUGGGUAAGCAGGGAAAGGGGGCCCAGACAGUGCCAGUAUUCAAGACCUGUGGUACCCCAUCUCCAACCAUCCUGCUCACACUUCUACUUGCUGCUGCCAAUAAGAGUCAUCAUGCCUCACUCUCCAAAGUGUCUACACCAGACUUUCAGGCCCAAAGUGAGAUACAGGGCCUGGCAGUAGUACACGUGUUCACAGCUGAAGCCAGUGAGGAGACUUCCUCUAUUUCCAGUUGCUCUUUCAACUUCUCUUACCCCUCCACCUCCGCCUCCCCACCUUCCUCGCCUGUGAUCCCAGUCUCCCUAGAGGAGGAGGAAGAAGAGGAACCUGCUGCAACACUCAGUCCUCCCUAGAGUCCUCAGAGCUGCUCCUUCUCUGCAUCAUGGAGCACAUCAGAAGGAGUCUCCAACAGCCAAGAAGAAGAGGAUACAAGUUCCCCACAGACAUCAACAGACACCGAAUCUUUGCCCAGAGACCCACUAGAUGAGAAGGUGGCUGAUUUGGUGCAUUUCAUGGUCCUCGAGUAUUGCUUGAAGGAGCCAAUCACAAAGGCAGAAAUGCUGAAGGUUGUCAUCAAAAGGUACAAGAAACAACUCCCUAUGAUCUUCAAGAAAGUGUCUAAGUGUUUGGAGGUGAUCUCUGGCAUUGAUGUGAAGGAAGUGGACCCCACCACCCACUCCUAUGUCCUUGUCAACUCCCUGGACCUCACCCAUGAUGAGAUGCUUAGCGACAACCAGAGCAUGCCUAAAAAUGGUCUCCUGAUAAUCAUCCUGGGUGUGAUCUUCAUAGAGGGCAAUUGUGCCCCUGAAGAAGACAUCUGGGAUUUCCUGAAUAUGAUGGGAGUGUAUGCUGGGAGGGAUCAUUUCAUUUAUGGGGAGCCCAGGAAGCUCAUCACCAGAGAUUGGGUGCAGGAGAAUUAUCUGGAGUACCGGCAGGUGCCUAACAGUGAUCCUCCACACUAUGAAUUUCUGUGGGGCCCCAGGGCUCAUGCUAAAACCAGCAAGAUGAAAGAAGUUCUGGAAUUUUUGGCCAAGGUUAAAGGGACUGACACUACUUCCUUCUCAUGCUGGUAUGAGGAGGCUUUAAGAGAUGAGGAAGGGAGGGCCCAGGCCAGAAAUGGCUCCAUGGAUAAUACUACUGCCAUGUUCCUUGCAUGA
Molecule: messenger RNA, 1224 nt
Organism: Neomonachus schauinslandi (Hawaiian monk seal)
Lineage: Eukaryota; Metazoa; Chordata; Mammalia; Carnivora; Phocidae
Product: melanoma-associated antigen 10-like
Exons: 2
Biological process (GO): negative regulation of transcription by RNA polymerase II
Cellular component (GO): nucleus
Source: RefSeq, a predicted model, not a curated record